CUGCGAUGGCGGACGGGGAAAGGGAGGAGGAGCAUGAUGGGCCUGAGGAAGACGUCGAGGCAGAGGCACAAGUAGACUUCAAGCCUCUCAUCGAGCUUCCCCCCGAAGUUCAGACCAAGACUGGAGAAGAAGAGGAAGAUGUUAUUUUCAAAAUGCGAACAAAGAUGUUCCGCUUCAACGAACCAAGCAAGGAAUGGAAGGAAAGGGGAACGGGCGAUGUUCGCUUCUUGAAGCACAAGGAGAGUGGGAAGAUUCGUGUGCUCAUGCGCGCUGAGAAGACUCUGCGAGUUAGGGCAAACCAUCCCUUGUCCACCAACCUGGAGUUGAAACCUCAUGCGGGAAGUGACAGAGCCUUCACCUACUUCACCCCUGACUGGAGCGAAGACCCUGAGACCGGAGUUGUGGAGCAGAAGAACGAGUUGUUUGCCUUCCGCUUCGCCAACGCUGAGAGUGCAAACAAGUUCAAGGAAGCGUUCGAGAAGUGCAAGAAGGGCGAUACAGCUGACAUGACCGUGAUCAAGCAGGACGCAGAGGAUGCUGAGAAGGCUGCUGAGAAGAAAGAAGACAAGAAGGAAUGAAAGAUUGAUAGUUGAUGUGUUAACUUUGCUUUGCAUGAGGACAUGGCUUGAAUGCAUUAUUGAUUUCCCAUG
Messenger RNA from Guillardia theta CCMP2712, 650 nucleotides. RefSeq lists its product as hypothetical. Bases 6 to 578 code for a protein of 190 amino acids. Gene Ontology annotation, biological process: nucleocytoplasmic transport. Gene Ontology annotation, molecular function: GTPase activator activity. The transcript has 8 exons. Gene Ontology annotation, cellular component: cytoplasm; nuclear pore. NCBI's taxonomy places the organism in Eukaryota, Cryptophyceae, Pyrenomonadales, Geminigeraceae. The record is from RefSeq and is a predicted model, not a curated record.